Seminavis robusta is the source of this 2696-nucleotide messenger RNA. The record is from the annotation of a GenBank genome assembly. Lineage: Eukaryota; Bacillariophyta; Bacillariophyceae; Naviculales; Naviculaceae.
GAACCAAGACCGAUGGCUCGAAGAAGUUAGAAGAAUGAGAGCCGAGUCACAGUCAAAUCGAGUCCAAAGCUGCCGCCGCAUGGCUAAUAGAGAUGGCAUUAUAUCUCGUGUGGUUUCCUAAUAAGAAGCCUUUGCAAAGGCCUACAUGUUGGUAGCAGCAAGAUAGGCACCGCUGUGGUUGUUAAGUCGAAAAGCCAAACAUCAAUCGAUCAAUCUCUCCCAUCUCCCAUCAAUCAAUCAUCAUGAGCACUGCUACUGCUUCCAAAUUGAGCCCUCCUGUGGCUCGCCGUGAAGAAGACCGUGUUGUCUAUGCUGGUGCAGCUCCUCCUGGUUGGGACCCAAAGAUUGUCCGUCAGGCAGAGUCAUCCAAGGAGAAGCUGUUGGAUCCUCCUGUUCCGGUCCCUGAUCCCUAUGGAUGGAUGCGUGACGAUGAUCGCAAGAAUGAAGAAAUUCUAGAUCAUCUCAAAAAGGAAAAUGAGUACUCCAAAGGUUUGACCAAACAUUUGGAGGGCCUGCGCCAAACCCUUUACGACAGCAUGUUGAGUAGCAUUGUUGAGACGGACUGCACUGUUCCCCGCCCCAAUGGUGACUUCUAUGUUUAUUGCCGGACAUUCAAAGGCAAGUCAUAUGAUGUGAUCUGCAGGGCACCGCGCAACAAAGACAAGCCACUACAAACAAUUGAAUGGGAUGGAACGGCAGAGUCACAUGUUUUACCUGGAGAGGAGGUCUAUCUGGAUGUCAAUGUGUUGGCCGAGGGCAAAGAAUUUUGUAGCCUUGGAGCCGCAGUGAUGUCGCCAUCCAAGAAGCUACUAGCAUAUUCGGUAGAUUUUUCUGGCGAUGAGACCUAUGAGCUCCAUGUCAUCAGCCUUGAGACCCAAGAAGAGAUCUUUUGUGAUCCAAAAUUGAUUAUAUCAGGCUCUCUAGAAUGGGGGCAGGAUGAUUCCAACAUCUUCUAUCUGACAAUGGAUGAAACCAAACGCCCAUACAGAAUGUGGCGAAAGUGGCUCCUCAGUAGCGUGGAAGAUGAGCUACUUGAUCAAGAGGAUGAUCCUCAAUUCUCAUCUGAUAUGUUCAAAACAAGGGAUAAACGUUUUGUUUUUCUGGAGAAGGGAUCUCGUGAGACCUCGGAAGCAUGGUUUAUUGAUCUAGAAGCUGUCAGAGAAUCUGCUGGAAACAAGACAAAGCUUGAAUGCCUUGCUCCUCGACGCUAUAGGACUUUGUAUGAUGUCGAUUACCGCUCUGGGUACUGGUGGAUCACGUCAAAGAGAGGAGAAGAAACCCCCAAUAUGUGCUUGUUUACAGCACCUGCCAUGGCAAAUUGUCAAGAUGAAUGGAAGUUGCUCGAAGGCCCUGAUGGGAAACCCUUGUUUGAUGGUGGCUAUGAUCGUGCCCUCCAUGGUGUCAGUACCUUUGAAUCUCAUGUUGUGGCCCAUGGACGAGAAGGUGGCAUUCCAAGAGUUUGGAUCAUGGGCAUGGAUGGAGGAACAGCAGUGAGCAGCUUUGAAGCAUUGACAUUUGACGAAGAAGCCUAUGAUUCUGGUUUGAGUGGUCAUUACGAAUACAACACAGAUACCAUUAUGGUCUGGUAUGAUUCCUUAAUCACGCCUACACAAUGGAUGGAGAUUUCCUUGGCCAAUCUGAGCGAACGGGUUGUUGUCAAACAGAAGAAUGUGCCAAACUACAAGAAGGAAGAAUAUGACUGUGAUCGAUAUUUGGUCACUGCUCGAGAUGGAAGCACCCAAAUCCCAGUUUUGAGGGUAUACCGAAAGGAUGCCAUGGAGGAACACCAGGCCAGUGGGAAGCCACUGCCAACCCACCUUUAUGGAUAUGGAUCCUAUGGUGCAUGUGAAGAGGCUGAGUUUGCCACCACCCGAUUGGAACUCCUGCGUCGUGGCAUGGUCUAUGUCAUAGCACAGAUUCGUGGUGGAGGAGAAAUGGGUCGCCAAUGGUAUGAAGAACCGAAUGGCGCCAAGUACCUCUGCAAGAAGAACACCUUUAAUGACUUUGUGGAUGUGGCAAGGGACCUUGUGGAUGGCAAGAAGCUAACCACCCCAGAUCUCCUGUCAUGUGAGGGAUGUAGUGCUGGUGGAAUGCUCAUUGGUGCCACAAUCAACCAGGCCCCAGAACUCUUCAAAUUUGCCCUUAUGGGAGUCCCUUUUGUUGAUGUCAUUUGUACCAUGAUUGAUUCUUCCAUUCCACUCACCACUGAUGAGUGGGAAGAAUGGGGGAAUGUCAACGAAGAAAAGUAUUUCAAAUACAUGAUGGAGUAUGCUCCAAUGCAAAAUGUCAAAGAAGGAGCCAAAUACCCAACUAUCUUCAUGACUUGUGGAUUGCAUGAUAGCCGGGUUCCAUACUGGGAACCUUGCAAGUUGGCUGCAACUCUUCGGCACAAGCAAAGUGCAGAAUCAGGUUCGGUCUGUGUCAAGGUUGAAAUGAGUGCAGGGCACUACAGUGCAAGUGAUCGAUACAAGUUCUACCGCGAGUUGGCAUUUGAUUAUGCCUAUUUGUUGGAUCAGCUUGGCCUGGCAGACACUCAAUCAAAAUAAUCGCACUAAGUCUCUGUUCAACAGAUCUAUUGAGCUGAAGAUGGCGCGACAGGUCUCUUCCAUGUGCAAACACUAUACCAUACUAUUUAUAUUAAGCAAAAAUGCAUCAAAUGUACUAUUGUAACAGAUCAAACCAGGGGCGAGAAGCAG